Molecule: messenger RNA, 1701 nt
Organism: Mercenaria mercenaria
Lineage: Eukaryota; Metazoa; Mollusca; Bivalvia; Venerida; Veneridae
Product: E3 ubiquitin-protein ligase TRIM71-like
Exons: 1
Coding region: 1-1701 (566 amino acids)
Molecular function (GO): zinc ion binding
Source: RefSeq, a predicted model, not a curated record
AUGGAAGUGUCAGGACGUACAAAAUCCAACCAGGAAGAUAGAAAAGAAAACAUUUUAUGCCAGCAGUGCCACGUUGAUGGUGAUAAUGUAUCAGCAGAGGGAUACUGUGAAACCUGUAAUGAAUACUUUUGUUCGUCAUGUCUCGAAGUUCAUCGUAAGCAGUCUUUAAGCAAGAAUCACGUGAUCAAAAGUAAACAUGAAAUGCCAAGGGUCAAGAUUCAGGCCGAUCCAUGUUCUGAGCUCUGUGCUCUCCACAAAACCGAGAUAGUGAAAUUCUACUGCCAUGGACACAACUCAGUUGGAUGUGGUGAUUGUAUGGUGUUGGAGCAUAAAUCCUGCAAGGUUCAUUUAGUUUCUGAUGUUUCCGGUAACUAUGGCGACAGUGAUGAACUUGUGCAAAUAAAGAAGAAGAUAGAAGAUAUCCGGAAAGAUAUAUUAGCCUCGAAACAUGAAAUAGAACGAAGUUUGCAAGUUGCUGAGGAGGUGAAGAUCAAAGUUAUCAAAGAUAUAAAAUCCUAUCGCAGAGAAAUGAACAGUUACCUAGAUCAUAUUGAAACAUAUCUCAUACAAGAAAUUGAAAAGAUAAAUGUUAAUGAUGUUUCUCAACAAAGUCAGUUUCUAGACGAAUGCAAAGUCUUGGAAAACGAAAUCAGCGAUUUUCAGGAAAAACUCGAAAAUUGUACGGACAAGAUUAAUGAAUUGUUCGUAACAGCAAAGCUUGCACGAAUGAAAAUAAAGAAACUUCAAAGUGAUUUUGGAAAGGUUGCUUCAAGAAGUCAAAUACAUUUGUGCAAGUUUGAGCCCUGCAAAGACCUAGAAUUACUAAAACAAAACCAGGCCAAAUUAGGAAUUAUUGCGACACAAACGCAGAAAUUUACUGCACGGAUCAAGAAAAGUGUAGUUGAUAUGAAGACACACUAUGUGAAGAAGCUCGAUGUAAAAACUACUGAUGACAAAUGUACUUGUUGGAUUACAGGAUUAGCAAUGCUUUCUCCUGAUGAGCUUCUGCUUGUAGAUUAUAAUAAUAGUUCUCUGAAGAUUCUGAACGUAAGAGACGAUACAAUCACAACAAGGUAUAAGACACCUGGUAAGCCAUGGGAUGUAACAGUGAUAAAUUCAGAAAUUGUUGCAAUCACCUUACGCGUUAAAGGGAAAAUCUUGUUUAUAAGCACCAAAAACGGUCUAUCUGAUAGCCACAGCCUGGAAGUUAGAGAAGGUUGCGCAGGGAUUGAUCAUCUUAAUGGUGUCAUUGCAGUGUCCUUUACCGAGCCGCCAGCUGUCCAGAUACUGAACAUGAAAGGUGACAUCCUACAUGAAGUCAAAGAUACGAGCAUGUUUAAGUAUCCACAGUACAUAGCUUUCAGAGGUGAUAAGAGUAUUGUUGUGUCUGACUUACAUAAGCAUGCAGUGUAUGAGCUAACAGUAGAUGGGCAUCUAAAGGCAAUAAUGACGAGUGAGAAUCUUAAAUCACCAGGGGGACUGGCAGUGACCAGCAAUGGAACUGUUGUUGUUUGUGGGCAAAAUAACAGUGGAAGUUUGAGCAUGAUAGUUCCAGAUACAAGAGAAAUUCUGCCUCUAUUUAUACAACAUGUUCAGAAACCAAGGACAAUUCUUAUCUGUGAGGAAAGCAACAAAAUGUUUUUAUGUGAAAACUAUACUGCAGAUGAUCGUAAUCAUAUAAAAAUGUUUGAUCUCAGAUAA